Molecule: messenger RNA, 2488 nt
Organism: Ornithodoros turicata
Lineage: Eukaryota; Metazoa; Arthropoda; Arachnida; Ixodida; Argasidae
Exons: 6
Coding region: 848-2365 (505 amino acids)
Source: RefSeq, a predicted model, not a curated record
UCCGUGGCAGGUAGGGGGGGGGCUCGAGCCCCCCCGUGGCUACGCCACUGCGUCAUACUAAUCGAAAUAUCGUAUCCACCGGAUCCUCUGCUAGCGUCGUUCUGUAUUGUGUAACGUUCAUUGGUUGCUUUGCCGCCCCGCCUCUUUCGUAGCUCUUUACCCUCCCCUAGAAAAUAUCCUGGGAACUCGAUCCAAUAGCCCUUGACCAAUAGGGUGCGCCCUUCUCCGCUGAGGGCGCUCUGAGUUCAGGAGCUGUUGGUAUGGACUGCUGGGUUCUGUAUCGACCAGCAGCCAUAAACACGGCUCCCUGGAACUUCAGCGACGGUUCUGUGAACCGAAACUUCCUGAAUGUUGGGUGGGGCGCUCCCUUGCCGAGCGAUCUCCCUGCCCAUAUGACGGCGCAUAUUGCUCGUGGUGGACCAUACAGUGAUUUAUCCAGCCGAUUCCUUCACAGAGCAAACAGCCCACCACUAUCUGCUUUUUUUUUUUUUUUUUUUUUUUCCUGUGCACCCUCUACACAGGCGGACGGUUGUUAUUUCAACUUUCGAUAUAUGGCGACGAUUAUACGUUUUUUUUUUUUUUUCAACACUUCGUGCUUGCGAUUUUGCAUAACUCAGACAACGCAGCCAGGGUCUGAAUCGGCCCCACGGUCGCUGCGCAGAAGGCGAUUGAAUCACUCAAAGAAGAUAGCGAACAAGGUGGAAGACGACGACGCAGCACGACUAUAGUGCCCUUACCUUUCUAUCCUCGUGCGUGAGAAAACGGGACGACGACACAACAGUCUUUGGCCUUUCAAGGGGGAAGCGGAUGCUACAAUAACCAUUCAGUUUGGAGCCACCCUCAAGUUAUGUUGGCAUAUUGCAGCUGCUGCAUUCUGCCCCUUAUGUUCGGGACCAUCGUGGUUGCAAACGCUGGGCCCGAUUCCUCGACAGACCACCUCCUGGACGACACGGCAUUGCCGAGUCAGCACAGACUCUCCAGCCGCCGUCUACAGCAGGGACCCCGGUUAGCUUUUACAACAAGAACCAUAGAUCUGGAGCAUGGGCGUCAAAAUCCUCGAGCACCAGGGAGGUUUACCAGCCAUGCGCCCCACGACAAGGAUGAAAGACCGGGCGACGUCGUCUUCAACAAGCUCAACAAAAGGCGGAUACCUGUAAAACCGGAGUCUGGGCGGACGCCACCGACGCCAGUUAGACGCGAGAAGUGCGACAGUGACUACGACUGCCGUCGGACACCAAGCCAGAUCUGUGUCAGACGUGCGCACGAGUCGUAUGGCCGGUGUCAGUGCCCAUUUUACAGGCCCGUUGAGAUCAGCAUUAAUGACAGAACGCGUUGCGUUACAGCCAAAGACAUAUUUGACGAGUGCCGUACCACGGAGGAGUGCGCUGCUACUGACAAGAACUUGCAGUGCAUCAAUUACUUAUGCCUCUGUACCUCACCCUACGCAUUAGGAGAGGAUGGAAACUGCAUUUUGGGAAGUGGAAUGCAAGGGAAGCGCUACCAACCCUUUCUUCAAGGAGCUUCAGCCUUCAUCGUAUUGUCCCUUGCAUCUGGCGCGCUAGUCUUCAUAACUAGAAAGUUCAAAAAGAAGAGGAGGGACAGUGAGAGCUCCGACACGAGUAGCAGUUUAUCCAGCACCAGGCGCAUGUCAAGUGUCCUAUCGCCGAUCCCACGAGCAUCCUCUCUUGCACAACACUUACCUGUUCCACGCGGCAGCGUACUGAAGAACGUCAGGCUUCCCGCAUUCGCGCAAGAACACAUGAAAUAUAUCUACAACCGCUCCGGAUCAAUGUCCGUCCCGUCUUCGAGCACAACUGUCGAACGUUCUACGGAUAAACCUGCUCCCAGUCAGCCUCAAGAACAUAUGAAGACUCUGUGGGGAAUGCAGAAGUUUCGCAACAUGGCAUCGCCGCUGUUCCAGAACAAGUUGAUCCAGAGCUUCAGGAAAGGGCCGCCACAGGCCGACGAAGAGGCCAGCAGGUCUGUUCCCAUUGAAGAGAAACCUGGUCAAUUGAAAGCGUCGAUGAAACCUCGACAAGCUCCUGUGCAACGGCCAACGACACAGAGCAGUGAGUUCCCCACGUACUCCAUUGACACUGCAUUGUCAUCGAUGCUCCAGUCUUCUUCGGCGCGUCCACAGAGGAGCAGGUUCAGCUCUGCCCCUUAUCGAAGCGAGGACAUGACAUCGUACACGUCUUACAAGUUUUCGCACGAAGCUACCGUUGACGAAGAUCGUUCGGCGCGUCCGGUGCAGGACGUACAGCAGGUCAGCCGUUCCAGGUCCCGCCAUGAGGAGAAAGAAGGGUUUCAUUUAGAAGAUGACCACGGCCGGACGAGGAAGAAAGUGAGCUUCGCGCGACACUGAGACUUGAUCCCCUCUUGUUGCUCGAGUUGGUAUAGCUUGGCAUCGUGUUUCCCGGAGGUCAUGCCCAAUAACUUAUCCGAUAUCGCGCGUAUAUAUACGAUAGGCAAUAAACUUUUUAUGCAA